Messenger RNA from Amphimedon queenslandica, 1063 nucleotides. Its product is annotated as trichohyalin-like. The record is from RefSeq and is a predicted model, not a curated record. The transcript is spliced from 2 exons. The annotation marks the transcript as partial. NCBI's taxonomy places the organism in Eukaryota, Metazoa, Porifera, Demospongiae, Haplosclerida, Niphatidae. Gene Ontology annotation, molecular function: ATP binding.
AUGUCAACUGAGCUACUAGUUAUUGACAGACAGUGGAGAGUAGGUGAUACUCUAGAUUCAAUUGACAUGAUUAUUGGGCGUUAUAAAAGCAAAUAUGAGGAUACAGAAUCAUCAAGCCUUGAGGUUUCGUGUGAAAUACUGCAACUUUUGCAAAACAUGAGAGGCAGAAACAUUGACCCACAACUACAGCAUUAUAUUGAAAGAAUUAAUGCUGAUUUGUUGACUUCGAUUCAAGCAUGCAGAGAGCAAGCUGAAAGAAAUGUAAUCUUAGAGGAGGAGUUGAAAAAAGUACGUGAGGCACAUGAAGAGCAGUUAGAAGAAGUUCAGGAAGAGAAAGAGCGAAUAAUGGGGAAAGCAAAAAAUAAGCUCCAAGAAAUGAAUUUAGUAAUAAAGCAAAAAGAUAUAGCUUUACAAAAAUCCCAAACAGAAAAUGAGCAACAAGCUCGAAAUACACAAUCACAAAUAUCUCGUCUUCAAAGUUCACUUAACAAGAAGAAAAAAGAACUACUUGAUGUUAGGAGAAAUCUAAGUGAGAAAGAUAUGAUGCUUGAACAGUGCCAGCAUGACUUAGAUAGGUCUAAGGAAGAAAAGGAUGCUGUUCAAAAAGAAAAAGAGAGAAUUGUCAAGGAUGCCCAACAACAGUUAAAAGAGAAAGAUACAUUAAGACAACAGUUGCGUAACUCUCAGAGCCUAAUUGCAGUACUUCAAAAAUCUAAUGAGGAGCAAGAGAGAGCACUCAAAAAUAUUGAAAGGCACAAGGAACAGCUACAGCAACUGCUAAUUCAAUCUCAAGAUGAAAAAGCACAGAAGUCACGCGACUUUCAGCUUGAAAAGGCAGCGCUGCAACAAUGGUUAUGCAAAUCUCAAGAAGAAACUCGUAGAUGUCAAAAUGAAUGUAGUGUUUUAUGUGGUGCUUGGCAAAUAGAUGAAAAGGAAGUUAAACUUACAGAUAAAGAAUUGGGUAGAGGUGCUUAUGGUGUUGUCAUGGUUGGAGUAUUUCAUGGGUUAAAAGUAGCUGUCAAGUAUCUUCACCCAGCAAUAGCCUCAUACUACAACCAAGAGC